This is a messenger RNA of Salarias fasciatus (jewelled blenny), 1587 nucleotides long. RefSeq names its product synaptonemal complex protein 2-like (gene sycp2l). The record is from RefSeq and is a predicted model, not a curated record. The coding region runs from base 1 to 1587 and encodes 528 amino acids. Lineage: Eukaryota; Metazoa; Chordata; Actinopteri; Blenniiformes; Blenniidae. The transcript has 19 exons.
AUGGCUGAUCUGCACGCAGGACAUUUCAAGAGAGUUGAACUGGUGCUGAAAUCUUUUGAGAAUUUGACAGAGAACCAACGACAGACAGUCGUCAGCGUGGGACUGGCCACCAAAGUAAUCUUUCCUGAGCUGUCUGGGAUUCUGCUUCAGUUGAUUCGUUUGUCUCUCAAGACAGAAAUCCACUUCCCACUCAGACUGGAGGGGAUCAGAACCUUCAACAAUAUCGUUGAGGGUCUGAGCCGAGAACAGAGGAGGCUGCUCCAGAUUGAGCAGGGCCAGAACCCGAUACUGUUUCAGAUGGCAGCAGCAGUUCUCACAGUUGGAAACUACGAGCUGCAGGGCAGCCUGUUGGAGGCCCUCUGCCGCCUGACGCCACGUAGGCACCGCCAGGAAAGAGCCAACGACUGGUUCUCCAGCUCCGACAUCGUCAACGCCUUCUGUAACAUCAGAGACGCUGAUUUUGAGGCAGACUCCAGACAUUUCCUGAACUUUGUGAACGCUUCCAAUGGAGAACAGAGAAGAGUCUACACCUUCCCCUGUCUGCAAGCUUUUCUAAACACUACACAGUUGUUUCGACCCAAAGAUGACCAACUGGAGGAGUUCUGGGUAGACUUUAAUGUUGACUCAGAAAGUGUGAGCUUCUUCGUCGAUGAGCCUGAGGCCCCUCUGUGGGGCUCCAUCCACUUGGUGAAGAACGACGUGAAGCAUUACACUCUGCACGUCAGAGACAAGGAGAUGGUGUUCCGUGUUCAACUGAACAAUCCCAUCAUCCAUCAGGGCAGCAGAGGUCAUACGGUGGAGCUGACCUUCAGCAGCGAGCAUCACUGUGAGCUCCAUAAGGCGGUGGAACGAGUCUUCAUGGAAGCCACUGGCACAGUUCCACCCUCCCCCUCUGCAAAAUCAAACUGUAAACUGACUUACAGCCGCAAGAAACCACAGAGCAAGAGCCAGCUGAAGGUUUUACCUUUGUCAUCACCAAGCAGUGAGGAAGACUCCACCAUCUGCUUGGUAAUAACACUGGAACAAGAUGUCAAACAGUGUGUUCGUGAUGGGGAGGAGCCUCACAGCUCUCAGCAGCAGAAGGCAGACUUUGGAGGAAAUAUUUCUCCAAUAAAAAAGGAUGUCAUCAGGAAGAGAAAAGCUGCAGAUUCAGCUCACCUGUCAGACCGGAGUGAGACUGUGCCUGCCACGAAGAUGAAGGCUGAUCCUCAGUCAGAAGAGGAAGCACCCCUGAUCAUAGCAGAUUCAAAGGAGGAAGAACCAGUCACCCAGGAAGACUGGCAUCUACCCGAACCAUGCUUCGAACCACAGACUGAGCUGGCACCCAACAUCAUCGCUGCCUUCAAAACAUUAGAAUCAGAGCUGGAGAAAGACUUCACUGCCUGCAGGGAAAAAGUCGAAGCUGGAGUACAUUUUACUCUGAUGGAGUGUGAGCAGCUCGUUUCCUCACUGCUCACAACGGUUCAUGAGAACAGGCUGAAGUUGCUCCAGACAUUCGGGAGCAGCAUCUCGGAUCAUCUGAAGCAACUUGCAGAGGAGUCGUCAACUCUGAAUUCCAUCAACACCCAGAUCCUGGUACUAACGUGA